CUUGCAUCCGCCGGUGUGAGUGCUUUGUUGUUGUAUGGUUUCUUUGUUUCGUGGGUAAUCUUCGACAUCAUCUGCUUUUUUGGGGCCGUCACGUGGUUGUGCCAUUCCUCCACUGAUGAAUGCUUUUGGUGAGGGUCCGUGCCACAAUGUUUGCAAUUGCACACUUCACGGUAAAGAAUGAAAUUGAGGUUGUUCCUGCAUCUUGGAUAACUGGUACAACAUGCAAGUGGCCAAAGGUUUCAUCGGACAAGGCCAAAAAGUUGGUCAUGAAGUCAGCACCUCCUGAGGAAUCAUGGGAUGUGUACAAAGUCAUUGUACGUGGAAUUUACUCAAUGUAUUCAGAUGCCCGGAGGAAACUUAAUGACCUGCAAUACACCUCUGAUGUUAACUCUGAUUGUGAAGGGGAUGGAAGAAAGCGGAACCGCUUCCCACCAAAACGCUUUAUUGAAGACGACUCUGAGGAGCUCAUGCAAGAAACAGACAAGCAUUCACACCUUUCAUCAUCCCAACAUGUGGACCAGGGCCUUUUGAAGUCACAUGAAGCAAGGAAGGCCAAAAAGAAGAAGCCAAGACAGUUGCCACCAGAAUCUGAUGAUGACAUAGACACCAUCAUGAAUGCUCCGCCUGUGCCCUCAAACUUCCCAUGCCCUACCCCUGCUGGUGGUUCUCUGGAUGGAGAUCAUGGUAGCAUGGUGGAAUACUGUUCAAGCUUGCCACCAGAUAUUCAGUGCCAAAGGCAGGAAAGACAAGCAGCUUCUUCACAUUCUUCCUACCCCGGCAGCCCACGAAGUGGUAGGUUCUCAACAGGACAACCAGCAGCUGAACGAGCCAGCGUGCAUGAAGUCAUGCCACAGUCAGAUUUCCAGAGACAAGUUUUGCGGAUUCUUCACAUCAUGCGACUUGCACAGCAGGAGCAAGGUGAUCUCCUUCAUGAAGUGUCUAGGCAACGUGUGCAUUCAGACCCCAUUGUUGCUGAAGCCCCUCUAGUACCAACUCCAUUUGCAUCCUGCGAAGCUCUGGUGGACUUCAACGACUCACUUAAUGAGCAUAUGGAGACACGUUUGGUUGAAGAGCUUGCUCAGCUUGGGGGCAGCGAAGUGAGGCAAUCAACGAGAAAGAUACUUGAGUAUCUCCUGACAGACUACGUUGCAGCUGAAUUCAGCUGGUUAGGUCAGAAGGGCAAGCGGAAAUUUGGACAGCUGAAACUUCCACAGCUUAUCAUCCGUGCCGUGAGAAAGAACAUCAGGCUCUCUGCAGCCACUAGAUAUGAAGUGGAGAGCGUGAUCAAGACGUGGCUCCGUCACGCAAAAGAACGCUGCACCACCAAGCGAGCACUGACUGACCAUGCACCUUCACAACAGGACUGAGUGCGCUACAAAAAAACGUACCUGUGAAAGUGCAGUUUUUCGUACAUUGCAUUCAUUUUUAGGUUUUAGUUGUAUCAACUUCUGGUUUUACUUCUAGUCUGGCCACAUUCCUUUGCGAUGUUUGAGAGUUUGAACUGAUUUUGAAGCACACAGUUUGAAACGAGACAGUGUAACGACUUGAAGGUGAACA
Ornithodoros turicata is the source of this 1557-nucleotide messenger RNA. RefSeq lists its product as uncharacterized. Lineage: Eukaryota; Metazoa; Arthropoda; Arachnida; Ixodida; Argasidae. The coding region runs from base 120 to 1367 and encodes 415 amino acids. The record is from RefSeq and is a predicted model, not a curated record. The transcript is spliced from 10 exons.